UGGCACAUACGACCCAUCAUUAAUAGGAGGUGUUAUAAGAUUUGGUUUUUUUGUUGUUUUGUGCUAAAUUUAAGAAUUGUUAAACAUAUAUUAAGAUUAUUUUGAAAAUAAACAGGCGCAAAGUUUGAUUUCCUUCAAUUUUAUUCAAUGAUCAGAAGAAGCAAAUCACGAUCUACAGAACGAGAUAAGUAUGACAAGGAUCGUGAUCGAGAUCGAGGCCGCGAUAAAGAAAAAAACCGAAAUCGUGAAAAGAAGUACAAGGUGGAAAAGCGAAGAUCUAAAUCUCCAACUGGAAAGGAAAAGAAGACUGACAUAUUUUAUCAGCAGCCUAAUAAGGGCAAGGAAUGUCUUUUAGAAAUAAAGAAAGAGGAUAAGAAAAAUUUGAAGGUUGAUAAAACAGUUUUAGAUACAAAGGAUUUUAAAUUAAUAAAAGCUUCCAAAAAAGAGCCUCUUUCUCUAGAAGAGUUAUUAGAAAAAAAAAAGCAAGAUGAGUUUGCCAAAAGUAAGCCUGUAUUCGUAACUAAAGAGCAGCGUGUAGCGCAAGCCUUAGCAAGACGUCAGGCUGAAGUGGCAGCAUUAAAAUCAAUUCAAAACCAUAAAUUAAGUAAAUUUCAACAACCUACAGAAACAGUUACUGCAGAAAAAAGAUUGUACGAUCGGGAUCUUGACCAUGAAAGAGAAAGGGAUAGAGACAGAGAACGAGAUCGGGAACGGGAUAGGGAAAGAGACAAAACCCGUGAAACUAAACGAAACGAAGAAUUAAUUUUGAAAGACAAAGAAAAAGAAUUAGAAGCUAUUCGGGAAAGAUAUUUGGGAAUAAUCAAACGCAAACGUCGUGUUAGAAGACUAAAUGACAGAAAAUUCGUGUUUGAUUGGGAUGCUUCAGAGGACACUUCGGUUGAUUAUAAUCAAUUGUAUAAAGAAAGACAUUACGUACAGUUUUUCGGCCGUGGCAAUAUAGCAGGAAUUGAUAUCAAAGAACAAAAACGUAAACAAAGCAAAUUUUAUGGUGAUUUACUUGAAAAACGAAGAACUGAAGCAGAAAAGGAACAAGAAAAAGUGCGUCUAAAAAAAGUGAAAAGGAAGGAAGACAAACAGAAGUGGGAUGACAGACAUUGGUCAGAAAAAGAUAUAGAGGACAUGACCGAACGUGAUUGGCGAAUUUUUCGAGAAGAUUUCAGUAUAACUAUUAAAGGUGGUAAAGUUCCAAACCCUAUUCGUACUUGGAAAGAAUCUGGUUUGCCUAAAGAAAUAUUAGAUAUUAUUGAUACAGUGGGGUAUAGAGAACCUACACCUAUUCAAAGGCAAGCUAUAUCGAUUGGUUUGCAAAAUCGUGAUAUUAUUGGAGUUGCGGAGACUGGUUCUGGGAAAACAUUAGCAUUUUUAAUACCUUUGUUAACUUGGAUUCAAUCGUUACCAAAAAUGGAAAGGCUGGAAGAUAUAGAUCAAGGUCCUUAUGCCAUAAUUUUAGCACCCACACGUGAAUUGGCUCAACAAAUCGAAGAAGAAACAAUUAAAUUUGGUAAACCUUUAAAUAUCCGCACAGUGGUUGUUGUUGGAGGUCUUUCUAGAGAAGAACAAGGUUUUCGAUUACGUUUAGGCUGUGAAAUUGUAAUUGCUACUCCAGGUCGUUUAAUUGAUGUUUUAGAAAACCGGUAUUUGGUUCUCAAUCAAUGUACUUAUAUUGUUAUGGAUGAAGCCGAUCGAAUGAUAGAUAUGGGAUUCGAAGCGGAUGUACAAAAAAUCUUAGAAUACAUGCCCGUAUCUAAUUUAAAACCUGAUACUGAAGAGGCAGAAGAUGCAGCAAAGUUAAUGCAAAAUUUUUUUUCAAAAAAAAAGUAUAGACAAACUGUCAUGUUCACAGCUACAAUGCCAGCAGCAGUCGAACGCUUGGCUAGAACAUAUUUGAGAAGACCAGCUACAGUUUACAUAGGUUCCAUAGGUAAGCCCACUGAGCGUACGGAGCAGAUAGUAUUUAUGAUGGGUGAAAACGACAAACGCAAAAAGUUAAUGGAAAUAUUGUCAAAGGGUAUUGAACCUCCUGUAAUGAUAUUUGUAAACCAAAAAAAAGGAGCAGAUGUUUUGGCUAAAGGUCUUGAAAAAUUGGGCUUUAAUGCUUGUACACUUCAUGGAGGCAAGGGACAAGAGCAAAGAGAGUUUGCUCUAGCUUCGCUAAAAAGUGGUGCAAAAGAUAUACUUGUGGCAACAGAUGUGGCUGGUCGUGGCAUUGAUAUUAAAGAUGUUUCGUUGGUUAUUAAUUAUGACAUGGCCAAGACAAUUGAAGAUUACACUCACAGAAUCGGGCGUACCGGCCGUGCAGGAAAGACUGGUUGCGCCAUAACCUUUAUUACUAAAGAUGAUAGCCCAUUAUUUUAUGAUUUAAAACAAUGUAUAAUGGCUAGUCCAGUUUCCGUAUGCCCACCAGAGCUGAUGAAUCAUCCCGAAGCUCAACACAAGCCUGGAACUGUAGUCACAAAAAAAAGAAGGGAAGAAAAAAUUUUUGCAUAAAAUUUUUUUAGUUUACGUAUGUAUUUCAAGUUCUUUUAUAAAAAUGUGUAAAGAAACAAACAUAUUUUUAAACCAAAUGUAGAAGAUAUUUUUAGUUUA
Condylostylus longicornis is the source of this 2607-nucleotide messenger RNA. Its product is annotated as probable ATP-dependent RNA helicase DDX23. The coding region runs from base 148 to 2508 and encodes 786 amino acids. Lineage: Eukaryota; Metazoa; Arthropoda; Insecta; Diptera; Dolichopodidae. Gene Ontology annotation, biological process: mRNA splicing, via spliceosome. The transcript has 3 exons. Gene Ontology annotation, molecular function: ATP binding; RNA helicase activity; RNA binding. Gene Ontology annotation, cellular component: catalytic step 2 spliceosome. The record is from RefSeq and is a predicted model, not a curated record.